This is a messenger RNA of Rhizophagus irregularis DAOM 181602=DAOM 197198, 1543 nucleotides long. The record is from RefSeq and is a predicted model, not a curated record. Lineage: Eukaryota; Fungi; Glomeromycota; Glomeromycetes; Glomerales; Glomeraceae.
AAAAAAAUUUUAGAUUAUCUAUUAUUUAAAAAUGUCUACACCUUUAAUUGCUUUUCCGAAAAACACUUUUCGGUUUUUUACGCGCACUUAUGCAAAUUUAGCCGUUAACACAAAACUUAAUAUUCAGAAUACUAACUCAAAAGUUAAUGAACAAAACGAAAUUGACAAGUCUGAAAUAGAUAAGGAAAAAUCUUCUAGUAUCAUUUCUUCUAUAACAUCAGGGAUCAAUCCAACUUCACAAUGGACCAAAUAUCAUCCAAUACCAGAUCCUAAUUUCGAGGUCGUCUCUGCUGGAACUUUGGGUGCUUUACUCUUGGUCAAAAUUCCGCCAAGGUCAGAGAUAUUUGCAGUACCGGGAACAGCCAUUGCCGUAUCAGGCAAAGUUAUAACAGAACGCACCACAGACGGAAAUAUUUUUAUCGCUUUAGGUAGAAAGCUUGCCAGUGGAUCUUUGGUAUAUCAUAAGUUUAUUACAAGUUCGCAUCCUGGAGAUGUUCUUUUAGCACCUCGAAAUCUAUCGGACAUAGCUGCCAUAAAUAUGGAUGGUACAUCCGUGUAUUAUGUUAGAAAAGGGGCUUUUCUUGCACGUGGUCCUAGAGUCACAGUAAACGUUAGCCGAAUUUAUGGAAUGGGUUCAUUAAAUGCUUUUGCAAAUCGGGUUACUGGCAGAGGUACAUUAGCUAUCUCGAAUUAUGGUGCCAUACAUCGAUUGACUUUGAACCCAGGAGAUGAAUAUCUGGUGAAUGCAAAAUAUAUUCUAGCUUGGAAUUCAAAAACUAAGCCAAUACUAUCACCACCUUUGAUUACAUCAUCUUCUAUUGAUAGAAGCAGGCUAGUUAGGAAUGUUACUGCUAAAUUAUCAGAAAAAGCUAACAAUCUUUUUGAUCCAAUUCUUAAUAGUCCUUCAGUAAGACCAACACUUGAUAGACUAAAAAGAAUAUCAGUCCGAACCAGGAUAUGGAUGUUUGGUGGACCUGAGUAUUUGAAGUUGACGGGUCCAGGCGAUUUUUACUUGUCAUCAAGAAUAGAGCCUGUUUUAGGAGGGUUUAAAUCAUUAACAUCACCCUCUGUUGAAGAAAUUGUAGCAGCGGAUCCUGUACAAUUGGAUCAACAAAAUCAAUAUUUUCAAUCUCCGCCUUAUAUACCCAAAAUGUCAUAUGCCGUAGUAGCGAAUGAUGGAAAAGUAACUUUUAUAAAACCUCCCCAAAGUCAAUCAAAAUCUUCAUUCAGUAGUUCUUUAUCACCUCCACCUCCUCAACAAGAUAAAAAAUCAUCUCUUGGAAAAAUAGUUUCAGGAGACGGAAUGUUACAAUUAAGACGUUGGGUAAAAGGAGUAGUGGGAGGUAAUAAAGACGUAAGAAGAGAAUAAAAAAAAAAUGAAAUGAAACGUCGGACUUUGUAAAAAUUUAUAUUUAUAAUAGAAAGCAUGUAAAAUAGCUUAUUUCUCUGCAUUUAAUAAAUAUACUUUUUUAAUUUAGUGAUUGUCAGUUUGUCACCAUCAUUUAAUUUUUAUUACGUGACUUUCAUGAAAUUUGUCACCAAC